Thelazia callipaeda (thelaziosis nematode) is the source of this 2112-nucleotide messenger RNA. Lineage: Eukaryota; Metazoa; Nematoda; Chromadorea; Rhabditida; Thelaziidae. The record is from the annotation of a GenBank genome assembly.
AUGAAAGCUUCCGUACGAUAUUUGUCUUUAGGACUAUUUCUGUCCACUGUGAUAUUGCUUUUGAUUUAUCAAAGGUAUGGGAAAGGAAUUUUCAAUCUGCCAGUGGCACCAUCAUAUAUUAGUGAAGCUGAAUUGUUGAAUACUAAAGAAGUGUAUCACAUCGAUGAAUGGCCUGUCAAGAUUUCCGAAUGCACAAUGUCACAGUGCUUUGAUUUAUCACGAUGCUUAACCCAAGAUGCAUUUCGAGUAUAUGUUUAUCCAGCAGAUAACAGCUCGAUCGUGUCAUCUGUAUAUAGAAACAUACUAAAAGUCAUCCGCGAAAGCGUGUAUUAUACAAAUGAUCCUCAAAAGGCUUGUGUAUUUGUUCUAAGCAUUGAUACAGUAGAUCGAGAUCGAAGGAGUGAAAACUAUGUGAAGUAUGUAAAUGAACUAAUCGCAAAGUUGCCGACUGAAAUUUGGAAUCAUGGACUUAAUCACAUAGUGUUUAACCUUUACCAUGGCACAUAUCCCGAUUAUUCAGAUCACAAAUUAGGCUUUGAUGCUGGAUACGCUCUUAUUGCUCGCGCAAGCGCCAAUGUUCGAGUGUUCAGAAAUAACUUCGAUUUAUCCUUUCCUCUUUUUCAUAAGGAGCAUCCUUUAAGAACGACGGUCAAGGCAGAAUGGCCAUUGAAAUUGAAAGACAAUUAUCUAGUGAGUUUCAAGGGUAAGAGAUAUGUGUAUGGGAUUGGUUCUGAAACUCGUGAUUCACUUUACCAUCUUCACAAUGGACAAUCUGUGAUAAUGGUUACAACUUGUAAACAUAACACAGACUGGAAAAAAUAUGAGGAUGAACGUUGUGAAGAAGAUAAUGUAGAAUAUGAUCGUUGGGACUAUGAAACGGUUAUGUCGAAUUCAACAUUUUGUCUCACUCCUCGCGGACGACGUCUUGGUUCGUUCCGUUUUCUAGAAGCACUUCGAUUAGGAUGCAUUCCAGUAGUUCUGUCUGAUGAUUGGGAGUUACCCUUCUCGGAAGUAAUUGAUUGGCGUCAAGCAGUGAUUAUUAGUCACGAAGAUACUGUCCUUACGAUUUCCGAUAUGUUAAGUGCUAUACCACUUGAUCGCAUUCUAUUCCUGAAACAACAGUCACGAGGUUUAUAUCAGCGAUAUUUUAGUAGUGUGGAAAAAAUUGUGCUUACCUCGUUACAGAUAGUCGAAGAACGUAUCAAAAAGCAACAAGGGAAAGAGGCCAGGGAUUGGAAUCGAUUGUUCUCUCCUGUGCAAAAGUUCUUGCCAUCAGUGACCAGUAAAAGUGGUUGUACGAUCUUUCUUAAAGCGUCAGUCAAAAUAUCGGGAAAAUUGAACCGGAUCUUAAAUAUUCUUGCUUCUAUCGCUGAAAUACGGAAGGGAAUGCUCCAUCUUCAUCCGUUACUUGAGUUUAAAAUUUUUGAUAAUCUGUUAGUUAUCAUUUUGUGGCCUAAAAAGCGUCAGAUGAAAGCAAGUUUCGAUAAAUUCAAUUUGAAAAUAUUUGUGGAACAGGGUGAUUUUGAAGUAUAUGAUGAUAUAUUGAGCCAAAUUUGGAGGUUGAAAUUUGAUGUGGAAGGUGAGUUCGUGGUAUUUUUGGAUGAACGUGUUCCAUUUACCGUUGGUGAGGUGCUUUUUAUGCUAGACACAGCAAGUAAAGAACCUAAUCGGGUGUACGGUUUUUAUGCUGCUGAGUCCAAGGCAAAGUCAGAAACGUUGACUAUUGAGUUUGCACCAGAAAGUCGCUACUCCAUAAUUUUACUUCAUUUUGCUCUAAUUAAAAAGGAAUACUUACAAUAUUUUGAACACUGGAUGCCAACACCUGCAAAAGAUAUUGCUUCAAGGUCAUCGCAGUGUUUAACUUUGUUGAUGAAUAUAAUGGUUGCCGAACAUACUGGCCAAUCUCCGGUUUUAAUCGGUAAUAAGAUCCAUGAAAAAUGGAUGUUGACUAAGAAUUAUACAAGGUGCUCAAAUAAGCUCAUCGCUGAUGUGUGGCCUUCAGGACUUUCGUUAAUCAGUAGUGAAACAAAACUGGAUCCACUGUUUUCGAAAAAUGAGCUAGUGUCUUAUCGAAAGAAGAAUACGUAUGCAGAGAAACUUUCAGGUUUUUAG